AUGGCUCAGUUCACCGUACCUGGGCAGAGGCCGGUCGAGCCUCUAGUCUCUACAUACUCCUCGACAUGCGCACAGGACCAUCUACGACCGUUCCGACCCGUCACCACGGCGGUCCUGCAGGAACCCCGCGGAGCCGACCAGGCUACCACCAGCACCGAGAUAACAUCCCAGAAACAGAACGGAUCGGCGCACGCGCAUAGCAAUGGCAAUGCAUCGUCUAUUCUUGCACAGUCUGGUGAAGAAGAAAUCCCUCCAUUGCCGACGGUGAUUGCGCGCAUUCAUGCCCGCGUACAAGCCUUCCUGGAGGAGUCACACCCGCCAGACUCCCUCCUCGCCUCGGUCCAGCGACAAACCCGCAUCUCGCUCGAUGUCGUCGCUAAGUCCCUUACUCAAUACAAGUUCUCUGAACUCUCGGUCUCUUACAAUGGCGGCAAGGACUGUCUGGUCAUGCUCAUCCUCUUCCUGGCGGGGUUACACCCCCACCUGAGCGCGUCGCAAUCUGGCAAACAAUCCGACGAUAUUACCUCUACCACGACGACCACCACCGCGACAAAUGAAGCCAACCCCUCCACAAUCACCUCGAUCCCCGCCAUCUACGCCCUCCCCCCAGACCCCUUCCUCGCCGUCGAAGACUUCGUCAUAACCUCCGCACAAGCCUACCACCUCCAAAUCACAAAAUACACCACCGCCCCACCCGCCACAACCCUCCGCUCCAGUUUCGAAGACUAUCUAUCCCGGCACCCUCGAAUCCGCGCAAUCUUCGUCGGUACACGACGCACCGAUCCGCACGGCGCGAAACUGACACACUUCGACCGGACUGAUCAAGGCUGGCCUGAUUUCAUGCGCGUCCACCCGGUUAUUGACUGGCAUUAUGCGGAGAUUUGGGCUUUUAUUCGUCAUUUGGAUCUCGCUUAUUGCUCGCUUUAUGAUAUGGGGUAUACCAGUUUGGGGGGUACCUCGGAUACGCAUCCGAAUCCGCGGUUGCGGAGGGAUAGUCAGAAUGGGGAUGGGAGUGCGGCUGGUGUGGAGGGAGAUGGGUAUUUACCGGCUUAUGAGCUUACCCAAGAUUUGGAGGAACGACUUGGACGCAAUUGA
This is a messenger RNA of Penicillium subrubescens, 1095 nucleotides long. Its product is annotated as FAD synthase. Bases 1 to 1095 code for a protein of 364 amino acids. Gene Ontology annotation, biological process: FAD biosynthetic process. Gene Ontology annotation, molecular function: FMN adenylyltransferase activity. The transcript has a single exon. The record is from RefSeq and is a predicted model, not a curated record. NCBI's taxonomy places the organism in Eukaryota, Fungi, Ascomycota, Eurotiomycetes, Eurotiales, Aspergillaceae.